This is a messenger RNA of Nicrophorus vespilloides, 1311 nucleotides long. Its product is annotated as somatostatin receptor type 1-like. Bases 271 to 1185 code for a protein of 304 amino acids. Gene Ontology annotation, molecular function: G protein-coupled receptor activity; peptide binding. The transcript has 2 exons. Gene Ontology annotation, biological process: G protein-coupled receptor signaling pathway. Gene Ontology annotation, cellular component: membrane. The record is from RefSeq and is a predicted model, not a curated record. NCBI's taxonomy places the organism in Eukaryota, Metazoa, Arthropoda, Insecta, Coleoptera, Silphidae.
UCUGCGCCUCCGUUGUCCGUGUGUACAAAUGUGAAUUUAACAGAUAAAUUGACGUCCCGUCCCGUUCGGAACGGACAACAAAACUUGCGCGAGUAAAGUCAGUGCUUGGUCAGAGCUAAAAACAACACCACACCAUAAUCACCAUCAUUAUCUCAUCGUCGGUUAAUAUCAUCGAUGAGCGACGUUAAGCGAGACGACGACGACGCUGUGUGAUGCGUUUGCACUACAAUAUACACAUAAACGGGAACGAAGGCAGCAAACGCAUCUACGAUGGACUACGACGUUAUAUCCAAUUUCAGCCUGGACUAUUAUCAGAACGCAUCGCAGGCGAUCACCCCGGAGGAAUCGAUGUCGAUGAUCCUGCACGAAAUAGUCUUCUCGAUAAUCUGCCUGGUGGGAAUCGUAGCCGACGGACUGAUCAUCUACAUCCUGAAUCGCCUGAAGAACAUGAAAGGAGCGACGAACGUUUACAUAAUAAACUGGUUGAUCAGCGACACUUUUUACUUGAUCUUGACUCCAUGCUUUUACCGGAUAUUUUCGGCGUUGGAGGAUCUUUUCAUUGGGGAGGAGAUCGUCUGCGUUUCAUUCGAGAUGGCUUCGAUGCUUCAAGUUACAACUAUAGCGUUCAUUGGUGUGAUUUGCAUGAAUUGGUACUUGGAUGUGUUCGAAGUGCGAGUGCCUAGUGGACGGUUGUACCCUUACGUGAUUCUCGUGGUGUGGUUGAUGGCGUUCAGCGGUAUAGUCACCUUGUCCAGUUUAUGCAUAGAGUUUAAGUAUUCGUUGAUCUCUCAUUACCUGUUGUUCUUCGGGUACGCAGCUCUGAUGGUUCUUGUGCUCAGCAUGCACUGGACGAGGUACGUGACCAAGGAUAGACCUCACGAGAUGUUCAAUAUGAACUUGAACUUGGUCAGCGUCUACGUGAUCUGCUGGUUUCCAAGCUGGAUAUGCCUCUUGGUCUCCGUUGCUGAGAACUACUCCGUCCUCUACUACUUGUCGAUAGUAGCCGCUUGUCUAGGAUACCUCAACCCUUUGUUCAACCUCUACAUCUUCGCCAGAUGCAACAGGAACUUCCGAAUGUGCUUACUACAAAUAUUCAGGUGCAUCAACAGAGACUACUACAGCAUGGAGCAAGAAUAUUUAGAGCCAUCAGAAGACUUAUUGAAUCGCGUAUACAGCGUGGCAUAAAAACACUAAAGUUUUCGAUAACUUUAGUGUUUUUAUCCCAAUAACCGAAAUUCCGACAAUCAAAUUCCCGACUCAAUCAAAAAAUCCCGACAGUGUCUUUUAUUAUUUCAUAUAGACUUAUUCAUA